CUGCAUUCUUUUCCUGGAAAUUUUUAUGAUCGAAUUCGACAGAGUUGAAGUGGGUAGUGAGCAGGCAGGAGAUGAUGCUUCGUUUGUUUUUCUAGUUUUGCUAAAUUGAGCUGAGACUCCCUGCCUGCAAUUUAAAAUGGACAGUGUCCUAAAUGUGACUGGAUUGAUUUCCAUUUCACCUGUAUUCUACUAAUGUGGCUUUGAGUUGGGUAAGUUUUCAUUUGGGUUCAUAAGAAGAAUGUCCCUUCUAGUGUGCAAAUGUAAAAGGACAUUCGAAAGUUUGGAUCUUUAUUUGGAUUACAGGAAAUGAAUUCUUAAAACUUUGGUUCAGGUCACCUAAACCCACCAACCAAUUUGGAUUACCCGUUUUUUUUUAAUGUUUUCUUCAUUUUGUCCUUUCAAUUGGAGCUACCACUUGAUAGUUCUUCUGUUUUUCCCCCUUCUCUUUGCAUCAGCUUGGUUCUAGUUUAUCCCUAAUGCAUGCUUCUUUUGAUGCUGGGAUUUCAGUGAUGUGCUUGAAUUUGUCUUCUUUAACAUAUUGGACAAACAAUGGAAUCUUGCAUGUAUUGUGAUUCUGUACCUCAGGAACUGAGGAAUGUGCAAUGUUGCUUUUACAUUAUACUGAUUUGUUUCUUUUCCUUUGCUCUUAUGUUGUUCUGUGGACGAAUUAGGGAAAAAGUUCAAUCUUGGACCCGAUCUAUAAUGACCAAGGUUAGUCCACUUGGAGAGCAGAUGAUAGGAAUGGAGAUCUUCCUUCCAGUUUCAGCUGAUGUCAGCUUCCCUUUGGACCGGUUUCCCAAGUACAAGCUAGGACCUGAGAAUCAGGUAGUAGAAGAGCCGAAAGAGGAUGAAAAGGGACCAUUAUUGAAGGACAUUGUUGAGCAGGAGACAGCACAGCUCUCAGAUCAGCAUAAACGCCUGUCGGUUCGUGACCUGGCCAGUAAAUUCGACAAGAACUUGGCUUCUGCUGCUAAGUUGGCCGAGGAGGCGAAACUUAGAGAAGUGGCUUCGCUAGAGGGGCAUGUGCUUUUGAAGAAGCUGAGAGAUGCAUUAGAAUCUUUGAGAGGACGUAUGGCAGGGCGAAACAAAGAGGAUGUAGAGCAGGCUAUCUCUAUGGUGGAAGCAUUGGCUGUGAAGCUGACUCAAAAAGAAGGUGAACUAAUUCAGGAGAAGUUCGAAGUGAAAAAGCUUGCAAACUUCCUUAGACAGGCUUCAGAAGAUGCUAAGAAGUUGGUCAGCCAAGAAAGAUCGUUUGCAUGUGCUGAAAUAGAAAGCGCAAGGGCAGUUGUUCAGAGGUUUGGGGAGGCCUUAGAGGAAGAAGAAAAAAAUGCUCAAACUUCUAAAAACUUGUCUCCAAAUGUGGAGGUACUACUUGAGGAGGUUCAAGAGGCUAGAAGAAUCAAAUUGCUGCAUCACCCGAGCAAGGUGAUGGACAUGGAGCAUGAACUUGGUGCACUCAGAGCUCAAAUCCGCGAGAAAGCCAUCUUCUCUGUGAAACUUCAGAAAGAGCUGGCAGUCAGCAAACGAGUAGAGGAGAACAAAUUAGCAAUAUACAGAAUAGAAGGAUCUGAAACUCUCGGUUCGUGUUUGCGUCUCCAUCCUCGUAUUAAUGAUGCUCCACUACUUUCAAAAUGCUCAAUUCAGUGGUACCGCGUCUCAUCUGAAGGGAGUCACAACGAAGUCAUUUUAGGCGCUGAAAAGCCAAUAUAUGCUCCUGAACCACUUGAUGUUGGCCGGGUCCUUCAGGUCGAGGUGGUUUCAAACGGCCAGAAAGUUAGCAGCGUAACAACCGCUGGUCAUAUCGAGCCAGCUCCAGGACUUUUGAGCCAUGUAGAGACACUUCUGCGAAAAUCUAGUGCUGAAUUUAGUGUGACAAUUUCGCAGAUCAAUGGACAAGACAAUCCAUCACAUUCAGUCCAUUCGUUUAAUGUGGGGAAGAUGAGGAUAAAACUUUGCCGAGGAUGGAUCACAAAGGCGAGAGAAAUUUACUCAGCAUCCAUGCAGUUAUGUGGAGCUCGAGCGAUUAGUAGCAAUACUGCCUCAAAGUCACUCUUCUGGCAACCCAGGAAGGGGCUAUCCUUCGUGCUGAAGUUCGAGACAGAGCAAGCGAGGAAUGCAGCCAUUACGAUUGCCAGAAAGUUCUCAAAUGAUUGCAAUGUUAUACUUGCUGGACCAGAUGAUCAAGUAUAGAACGGGGAAAAAGGGUCUGCUAGUCUGCUACUAACCUUGGCAUUCUACCUCCUUUUCCCCUAAUUUGGGGAGCUUUUUCUUCCUUUUCACAGUAGGGAGUGGUGUGUGGAAGUGUUGAAAGAGAGAGUGUGUGGGGUUUUUGCCUUGGUGGUGAAGAAAAAGAGAAUGCAGCUUUACCAUUUCCAAUUGUUUUUUUUUUUUUUUUCUUUUCAAUUUCUGGGGUUAUGAAUUGGGUAUGUGGCUUUAGGCAUGUGUGUUUUAUUAAUCUGCCUAAUCAUCUGUUUGUAAACAAAAAAGCUAUUUAGAUCCUUUUUUCUCUAUAAUUUGAUGACUCAGCUUGUCUGUGGCUUCCUUCCAAGAAAAAAAGGAACAAUGGUUUCUCAAUAGAAUCACUGUGACGAGGAUUUACCACCGCAGAGGAAGGAAGGAGGAGAUGGGAACAGGGGAAAGGAGUUUGCAGAGAGAAGAAGGGGGAAACCCAAUGGAAGAAAAGGGCCUGACCAGCUUUACGAGCCGGCCCAUACGCUUUCAUUACUAAGGGCCCAG
Messenger RNA from Linum tenue, 2736 nucleotides. Lineage: Eukaryota; Viridiplantae; Streptophyta; Magnoliopsida; Malpighiales; Linaceae. The record is from the annotation of a GenBank genome assembly.